AUGCCUUCGAACUCAAAGGAACAUCAACAAAAAGAGAAGGGUGACAAUGUCUCUGAAGCGACAGACUCAAAUCGAAAUUUGAUGCGUGGAAUAUUCGAGCUUGCUAGACUACACAAACCAGAGCUCACGCUUCUAGCAUGGUACCCCUCAGUAUGGACUCUUUGCCUCGUCAUCCACACGCUGGGACAACCGAUGGGUGCCUUCGAUUUCUUUUCCAUGGUUUUCAAGAAUUACCUUAUUGUUGCUCUUACUCACUCUACAUGCUGCACCAUGAACGAUAUACUUGACCGCAACAUCGAUGGACUCAUCCCCCGUACCGCCUCUCGACCUCUCCCAUCAGGCAUGGUCUCUCUGCGUACCGCCAUAUUCGCGUUCAUUGGGUGGGCAGCAGUGACACUUUCUACGACUGCCUAUCUCCAAGGGGCGUACUCUCUCGUUCUCUGGACGCCGGCGUGGAUUUUAAGUCUCCUUUACCCACUUGGGAAGCGUUUCAUUGAUUUCCCACAAUUGAUACUCGGAUCUGCUUGUGCUUGGGUUUUGCUCCCAGCUUGGGUCAACGGAGGAGGCGGUGUGUUUGGAAGGGAAGAAUUGACCCCUAUGGUGUUCUUUAUUAUCUUCUGGAUCAUGUAUAUUGAUAUGUUUUAUGCUACUAUGGACAGUGAACACGACAUCUCAGCCGGUGUCAGGACCUUGGCCGUAACCCUCAAGCCUCGAAUCCAUUUCUACCUCUCACUUCUGGCUGGUCUGCAGCUUCUGUGCCUCUCAAUUCUCGCAUAUCGCGUUGAGCGCUCUGCACUCUUUUGGGUGCUAGGCGUCGGUGUGUGGGCUGUGAAUAACGUUUGGCAUAUCAGUGGCCUACGUAUUGUGGAUGGAAAUUGGGCUGCUGGGUCAGGCCAUACUAUUUUUGUCAGGAACAUUGGUUUGGGGCUUUGGCUGACUGUGGUUGAAGUGUUGGAACUCUGGAGUAAUGGAAGGUUGGCGUUCUGA
Molecule: messenger RNA, 987 nt
Organism: Mollisia scopiformis
Lineage: Eukaryota; Fungi; Ascomycota; Leotiomycetes; Helotiales; Mollisiaceae
Exons: 4
Coding region: 1-987 (328 amino acids)
Cellular component (GO): membrane
Molecular function (GO): transferase activity, transferring alkyl or aryl (other than methyl) groups
Source: RefSeq, a predicted model, not a curated record